CGGAAAUUUUCAGUCGCCGCGGUCAGCGGAGCGGACGAUCUCGUCUAUUGUUAUAGCGUGUUGUAUGACAGACCGAACUGUCACCAACUGUCACAUCAUUGUAGUGCAUUGUUGAAUCCUUGCCGCGCGUAACAGAAAGACAUCGUCGCGCAACAAUGGCGAUGGGCAAGGGUUUUCGCGUCUACGAGAAGCUAGACUCUCCUAAGCCGCACUCGAUCAUACUCGAACAACGAAAUCGCAAGGAGACGCUGCUGUUCGAAUCGCAAGCGGUCGCGGUCCUUUCUCCUGAAGAACAUGAAUUCCUCAAGCCGAAGUACACAAAAUUGUUGGAUGCGUAUGGAUGCCUGGGUGUUCUGCAGCUAAACGCAGGAGAGAAUACACUGUUGUAUCUUGUUCUGGUUACUGGAUGCUUCUCCGUGGGAAAAAUAGGAGAGUCGGAGGUUUUUCGAAUAACACAGUCGGGUUUUGUACCGCUGUUCUACAGUCAGGGGACAGAGGAUCGUGUGUCCGAAGUCAGAAAGGUUCUGAAUUCAGGAACGUUUUACUUCUCCUGGUCUUCCGGACAGCAGGAUUCACUCGAUAUCACUCUAUGUGCUCAAAGAAGAUGUAAAUCGACAACUACAGAUAAUAGGUUCUUCUGGAAUCGAAUGUUACAUAUUCAUCUAUUAAGAUACGGUGUAGAUACAAGUCAGUGGUUAUUAAAAGCAAUGUGUGGUAGUGUAGAGAUUAGGACUGUCUAUGUUGGACACAGACAAGCUCGAGCAGUGCUUAUGUCUAGAUUAAGUUGCGAACGCGCUGGUACUAGAUUCAAUGUUAGAGGAACCAAUGAUGAUGGACAUGUGGCGAAUUUUGUGGAGACAGAGCAAGUAAUCUACAUAGACAACGAAGUAACGUCUUACGUUCAGACGAGGGGUUCAGUACCGCUGUUUUGGGAACAACCUGGUGUACAAGUCGGUUCCCACAAAAUAAAAAUUUCACGCGGUUUCGAGACCUCCGCGCCCGCUUUCGAUAGGCAUUUAAAGAUGAUCAAGAAACGAUACGGCAAGCAGGUAAUCGUCAAUCUUCUUGGCUCUAGUCUAAUCGGCAGUAAGGAAGGGGAAGCGAUGUUGAGUCAGUUAUUUCAAACCCAUCACAAUAUGUCGGAGCACAAGGAUGUUCCACACAUUUUAUUCGAUUAUCAUCAAGAAUGCCGCGGUGGAAACAUGAAAAAUCUCUCAAAGCUGAAGGCGAAGGUGGAAAAAUACUUGGAAUCGUUCUCUAUGUUCUACGCGGCCGGUAAUACUGUGAUUCUCGAGCAAACCGGCACUAUCAGGACCAACUGUUUGGAUUGCUUGGAUAGAACCAAUUGCGUGCAAACAUUCUUUGCGCUCGAGAUGCUGGGUAAGCAGAUGAGCAUGUUAAAACUGAUGGAGAAACAGCAGAUGGUGUCAAGAUUCGAAGAGGUGUUUCGCCAGAUGUGGAUUAACAACGGCAACGAGGUCAGCAAAAUAUACGCGGGCACUGGUGCCAUCCAAGGCAGUUCUAAACUGAUGGACGGCGCGAGAUCGGCAGCUAGAACGAUACAAAAUAAUUUACUAGAUUCCAAUAAGCAGGAAGCGAUCGAUAUUUUAUUAUUAGGUUCGACAUUAAACACAGAACUUGCUGAUAGGGCACGUUUGUUAUUACCUUCCAACAUGUUACAUGCUGCGCCAAAUCUUCUACGAGAGAUGUGCAAGCGCUACAACGAAUACGUGGUUACAAUGAAUCUUAGAGUGAGCGUCGGUACUUAUAAUGUUAAUGGAGGGAAACACUUUAGAAGUGUAGUUUACAAGGAUGUAUCUCUAUCUGAUUGGUUAUUCCUUGGAUCGCGUAAAUCAUCCUUAGUAUCCUUAGAGGAAGACAAUGCAGAGAAUGAUGUUCCUGUGGAUAUAUUUGCGAUUGGUUUCGAGGAGAUUGUCGAUCUGAACGCCAGUAAUAUCAUGGCCGCCAGUUCGGACAACGCGAAAGCUUGGGCCGACGAACUGCAGAAGGUUUUAUCCAAAAACACAGAGUACGUUCUCGUGACAUAUCAACAACUAGUCGGCGUCUGUCUAUAUCUCUUUAUACGACCUGUGCAUGCGCCAUAUCUGCGAGACGUGGCGGUAGAUUGCGUGAAAACGGGAUUGGGAGGCGCAACCGGUAAUAAAGGCGCUGCGGCAAUUAGAUGUGUGCUUUACUCCACAUCCUUUUGCUUUGUAUGCGCGCACUUCGCCGCUGGCCAGUCACAGGUGAACGAACGUAAUGCCGAUUAUGCCGAGAUCACAAGAAAGAUAGCGUUUCCCAUGGGCAGAACUCUGAAUACACAUGAUUAUGUGUUUUGGUGCGGUGAUUUCAAUUACAGAGUCGACAUGGAUAAAGACGAGAUGAAGGAACUGAUUAAACGGAAGGAAUUGGAUCAAAUAUUGCAAUACGACCAAUUAAAGGUUCAACAAGAGCAGGGUAAUGUUUUCAAGAAUUUCUUGGAGGGACCUAUCAAUUUUGAUCCUACAUAUAAAUAUGAUCUGUUCUCGGAUGAUUAUGACACUAGUGAGAAGUGUCGUCAACCCGCAUGGACGGAUAGAGUUCUCUGGAAACGUAGGAAACAAGUACCUGAUAUUGAUUCGCCUACAGAUUGGAAUCCGGGAAAGCUUAUUUAUUACGGUAGAGCGGAAUUGAAACAGAGCGAUCAUCGCCCGGUAAUCGCAACGAUUGACAUAGACGUACAUUGUGUUGAUCCCGAGAAACGCGAACGUGUGUUCAAGGAGGUGAUACAGGAUCUAGGUCCGCCCGAUAGCACAAUAAUAGUCAAGGCGGUGGAAGAUAUCGAAGACAUGGAUAGCGUGUUCGACAACAAUCUCAUGUUUGCUUUGAUACAGGAUCUGUCUCAUAUCGGCGAGGCGAUCCUGGUCCGUUACGUCGGUGAGACCAUCUGGGUAACGUUCAGGGACGGUCAGUGCGCCCUGUCCGCGGCGAAGAAGGGUAUGACGCAGGUAUGUGGCCAGACAUUGAAACUGUCGCUGAAAUCGCCCGAUUGGGUAAAACUGAUUGAGAAAGAGAUCGAGAUCUGCAGCAAUAGCACGAUAGCGCAAUUCACGGCGAAUUCGCCGUUGCAAAGUCCCAUGCAACGAUUGGAACAAUUGGAGAUGGCCGAACGAUCAUCUCCCAGCAGAGGCAGUCCCGGCAAUGGCAUGAUUCCACCCCCGAGGCCGGCGCCACCGGGACGACCAUCUCAACCACCGAAGAGUCCUGCUCAUGAACGAAAGCAGGGACCGCGUGCGGGUGUCUUCAGUGUAGUUCCCAAUCAGUUCCCACUUCCCAUGACGCAACCGGCCGCAGAUAAAACGGCAGAGGAUCAACAUGACGAGAGAUUGUCGCCUGAUUCGGUCAUCUAUGAAGAAAUACUGGACGGAUCGCCCAGCUAUCCUAUACCAAAUCGGCCGCCGCCGCCGUUACCGCGCAUGGACGGACCGCAAGAACCAUCAAACAGACCUUCGCCUAGCUCGAUACCUCCCCCCUUGCCGCAUAGACAAGCCCCACCUCCUCCGCAACAUCCACCGCCGAGCCUACCUCCGAAUGUUCCGCCACCUGUUCCAGCGAGAACCACCGGCGGGCCGCCCAUUCCGGCCAGAAAUCCUCAAUAAGAAAUGGAUGCAAGAUAUAUUCUCGACACCAAGUAUCCGGUACAUUUAUUUAGCAUUAAUCUAAUACACGUGAUUAUUUAUGAAAUUAAUAACGAGAGUCAACAUAAUUGACGAUGAAACCUCGCUUCCAAACUGAGUUUCAGAUUCGCGAUAGAUAGGAUACUUAGAAAUUUGUUCUGUGAUUAUUCUAAGAAUGGAAUCAUCAAAUCGGAAGUAAUUAUUUUUGAUCUCCGAUAAUGCGAGCAUAAUUAAUUGAUAGAUUUGUAUUUAUAAAGGCCAUUCUUGAGCUUGCCAAAUCAAUAUUCCGUAUACUCGUAUUUUUCUUGUUAGUGGUAACAUAUUAAUCCUCCAUAUUAUACAUAUUAAUCCUGUUGAGUAUCAUUUCACAUUGAUGAUGCAGGAAGCUGUUGUUUUUUCACUCCGAAUGUUUAACUAGAGCAGAUAACUGUUGUGUUUCAAAGAUCCAAUUGAUAUAUCUUGUUGAUGUGACACAGAGAUUUAAUAUGUAUGUUCGUAAUCUGCGUUUUGAAAACGUUAUCAAAUUGGAUAUCAGGAAAUUAGUAAUAAUCCAUCAAGUUUAAAUGGCAAGAUACUUGCGGUAAUAAUGUUAUAGCUGUCGCUGCUUGUAUCAUAUAUUGAUAUAAUUUAAAAUGUAGUUCUUGAUGUUAGUACUGCUUCUACUAUAUAAAGUUUUAGGAGUUUCUUCGCUGUAUCUUAAUAGUUUAAGGGUAUCAAGGAAACUCCAAGAAGCUUUUAAUUUUACAAAUAAUUAUAUAUAGCACGACAGAAGAAUAUACUCAAACGCAGCAGUAUUUUCAUAAGUAAAAUGUAUAUACAAGGUGUCCGGUAAUGACGGUAAUUACUUCUCGUGUGCAGAACGAUAACGUGAUUCCUAGUCGUGCGACGCAGUUUUGGGAAGAGCACUCUACAAAUGAUAACGAUUACGUACCAGCAGUAAAUAAAGAUGGAUUCUCGCAUCUGACUGUAUAUCAGUAGACUGUCUCUUCUCACUGUGCGCUUAUACUCAAAUUGGCCGAUCUUUUUUAAUUAAUUUUUCAAUUACAAAAAUCAUAAAAUGGUAAAGAUUUUUUCCUCAAUUUAACUUGUUUUACCUGUAUAUGAGGAUACGAUUUUUAUCGGAUACCCUAUAUAUAUUUCUUAUAAUCAUUCACCUGCAUGGAUUGCUCUUUUUUUUUCACAGAGAUGCUAGAAUGAUUAUCUUAAAGGCGGCUAAUUUAGAUAUAAUCUAAGAUCCUCUUAUGCAUAAUUUUAUUUAUUUUUCUCCUAAUUUUAAAGUUCCUACAUUUUGCAUUCCAUGAACAUUUCGAAAGCGUCCGUCCCGAUGGGUCCAACAUACCCACCUAAUUACAUUUCUUUCCUUAAAUCCUUUCGAUUAUUUUUUCAGGAGACAUAAUAUCAUGUUUUUUAUUGUACGAUACAUAAAUGUCCUAUUUUGACUGUCGUGUUACACAUAAUGAACAACGAAUGCGAAUGCAAAUUAAACAGAAGAUAAGAGCAAAAGUUGCUAUCCAUGAUAUCAUAACUCACAGGAAAAUACUUACGAUGUGACAGUCGAAAUGUUAAUUAUUAUAAAUUGUAUAUAUUAACUAUAUAUUAUUUUCUCUCUUAAUUUCCAUUAUUUUCAGCAUACUUACGUAAAGGUGGCUCUAAUAGCGGGAAAAUGGACGUAUACAUAUGUGUAAAAAAAAAAUUAGAAUAACAAAAAUGGUAUAGUGAUAUAUGUAAUGAAAAUUCUUUCUUACAUACACUAAUCUAUAAUAUAAAUUUAGUCACACAGCACCUCAACUGUACGCGUUUCUUUCACAUUCAUGUAUAGUUGAUGCGUUUUAUUAGUUAGAUCAAUCCUCAUCUAAUACACAAGAUGUGAAAAAUUGAACAUGUAUAUAUGUAUUGAACGAUCUACGAAUAAUAAAGAGAUCAUACGGGAAGAAAGAAAA
Cataglyphis hispanica is the source of this 5596-nucleotide messenger RNA. It is a transcript of the gene Synj, whose product is annotated as synaptojanin-1. Bases 156 to 3638 code for a protein of 1160 amino acids. Gene Ontology annotation, molecular function: nucleic acid binding; phosphatidylinositol-4,5-bisphosphate 5-phosphatase activity. The transcript has 7 exons. Lineage: Eukaryota; Metazoa; Arthropoda; Insecta; Hymenoptera; Formicidae. The record is from RefSeq and is a predicted model, not a curated record. Gene Ontology annotation, biological process: phosphatidylinositol dephosphorylation; synaptic vesicle endocytosis.